Messenger RNA from Indicator indicator, 2874 nucleotides. RefSeq names its product oxysterol binding protein like 6 (gene OSBPL6). The record is from RefSeq and is a predicted model, not a curated record. The transcript has 24 exons. Lineage: Eukaryota; Metazoa; Chordata; Aves; Piciformes; Indicatoridae. Gene Ontology annotation, cellular component: plasma membrane; cytosol; perinuclear endoplasmic reticulum. The coding region runs from base 1 to 2874 and encodes 957 amino acids. Gene Ontology annotation, molecular function: cholesterol binding.
AUGAGUUCAGAGGAGAAGAUUAUAUCUCCAGCUCACAAAACAUCCACUCCAUCACAUAGAAGUGCCUCCUCUUCAUCAUCAUCUCAGAGGGAUAGGCGGCAGAGUGUUCAUAUUUUGGAGCGUAAGGCUUCUUCAGGAAGCACAGACCCUUCAUUAAGCAAGCAGUUCCUUGAAAGUGACCCUAUUUCUCUAUCCAAGGAACCUGACAGCUGGGAAAUCAUAGAGGGUCUGAAAAUUGGCCAGACCAAUGUUCAGAAGCCAGACAAGCAUGAAGGUUUCAUGCUGAAAAAGAGAAAAUGGCCUCUAAAGGGUUGGCACAAGAGGUUUUUUGUCCUGGAUAAUGGAAUGUUGAAAUAUUCAAAGUCACCAAUUGAUAUACAGAAAGGCAAAGUCCAUGGGAGCAUUGAUGUUGGUUUAUCGGUUAUGUCCAUAAAAAAGAAGGCUCGUAGAAUAGAUCUUGACACAGAAGAACACAUCUAUCACCUGAAGGUGAAGUCCCAGGAUUCUUUUGAUGCAUGGGUUUCCAAAUUGCGCCACCACCGGCUGUACCGCCAGAAUGAGAUUGUGAGAUCUCCCAGAGAUGCCAGCUUUCAUAUAUUCCCUUCAGCCUCUACUACGGAGUCUUCGCCAGCUGCUAAUGUGUCGGAAGGAAAGGUGCAACAAAAUAGCUUACCCUGGCAGUCUCCUAUACCUUGCAGUAACAGCCUUCCUGCCACCUGCACUACUGGUCAGAGUAAAGUAGCAGCCUGGCUGCAGGACUCUGAAGAGAUGGACAGAUGCGCAGAAGAUCUUGCUCAUUGUCAGGCAAACCUUGUGGAACUCAGUAAACUUCUUCAAAAUUUAGAAAUACUACAGAGAACUCAGUCAGCCCCAAAUUUCACAGACAUGCAGGCUAACUGUGUAGAUAUUUCAAAGAAAGACAAACGGGUCACGAGACGAUGGAGAACAAAAAGUGUCAGCAAAGAUGCAAAAAUUCAACUUCAGGAAGGGCCGGCACCGAAGGGCCAGUUCAGCACAACACGUCGCCGGCAGAGACUAGCAGCUGCAGUGGCUACAACAGUCCCUUUCAGUGCUACGAUGUCACCUGUUAGACUGCAUUCAUCCAAUCCAAACCUUUGUGCAGACAUUGAGUUUCAGACUCCCCCAAGCCAUGUAACAGACUCUCUGGAGUGCUCUACUGAGUACAUGAAGCUUCAAGAAGAAUUCUGCUUGAUGGCACAAAAAGUGCAUUCUCUUUUGAAGUCUGCCUUUAACAGCAUAGCUAUAGAGAAGGAGAAGCUUAAGCAGAUUGUUUCAGAGCAGGAUCUUGCAGGCCACAAUGCUCAAGUAGCACACCUCAGACAGUCACUCUCUCAGGCUCUCAACCAGAAUGCUGAACUAAGGAGUCGCUUGAACAGAAUACAUUCAGAAUCUGUUAUUUGUGAUCAGGUUGUCAGUGUAAAUAUUAUCCCUAGUCCUGAUGAGACGGGUGAACAAAUUCAUGUCAGUUUGCCACUGUCUCAGCAAGUUUCUAAUGAGAGCAGGCUCUCUAUGUCUGAAUCUGUUUCAGAGUUCUUUGAUGCACAGGAAGUGCUUCUAUCUGCCAGCUCAUCAGAAAAUGAGGCUUCUGAUGAUGAAUCUUAUAUCAGUGAUGUGAGUGAUAAUAUAUCUGAGGACAACACCAGUGUUGCAGACAACAUUUCUCGGCAAAUUCUUAAUGGUGAGCUAACAGGAGGUGCGUUCAGGAAUGGCCGGAGAACUUGUCUCCCAGCUCCCAGCCCUGACACCAGUAACAUCAAUCUGUGGAAUAUUUUAAGAAAUAACAUUGGUAAAGAUCUUUCCAAAGUAUCCAUGCCAGUUGAACUAAAUGAACCUCUGAAUACCUUGCAACAUCUUUGUGAAGAGCUGGAAUACAGUGAACUCUUGGACAAGGCAGCUGAAACAGAUGAUCCUUAUGAACGCAUGGUCCUCAUAGCUGCUUUUGCAGCAUCAGGCUAUGCCUCUACAUACUUUAGAGCAGGAAGCAAGCCAUUUAACCCACUGCUUGGUGAAACUUACGAAUGUAUUAGAGAAGACAAAGGAUUUCGUUUUUUCUCAGAGCAGGUUAGCCACCAUCCUCCCAUUUCGGCCUGUCACUGUGAAUCAAAGAACUUCGUGUUUUGGCAAGAUAUCAGGUGGAAAAACAAAUUCUGGGGGAAAUCAAUGGAAAUUCUUCCAGUUGGAACCUUGAAUGUGACACUUCCAAAGUAUGGAGACUACUAUGUCUGGAACAAAGUCACUACUUGCAUACAUAAUAUUCUUAGUGGAAGGAGGUGGAUAGAACACUAUGGAGAGAUAACUAUCAGAAACACAAAAAGCAGUGUCUGUAUUUGUAAACUCACAUUUGUCAAGGUGAACUACUGGAAUUCAAAUGUAAAUGAGGUCCAGGGUGUUGUGAUGGAUCAAGAAGGGAAGGUGGUUCAUCGCCUUUUUGGAAAGUGGCAUGAAGGCCUUUAUUGUGGAGUUGCCCCUUCAGCCAAAUGCAUAUGGAGGCCAGGCUCCAUGCCAACCAAUUAUGAACGUUACUACGGCUUCACGAGGUUUGCUAUUGAGCUCAAUGAAUUAGAUCCUUUACUGAAAGAUCUUCUUCCUUCAACAGAUGCACGAUUCAGGCCAGAUCAAAGGCUUCUGGAGGAAGGAAAUAUAGAAGCGGCAGCAUCUGAGAAACUAAGAAUAGAGGAACUCCAGAGAAGUCGGAGGCGGUACAUGGAGGAAAAUGGCAUUGAAUAUGUACCCAAGUUUUUUAAAAAAGUUAUUGAUGCCAAUCAAAGAGAAGCCUGGGUUACCAAUGAUACCUACUGGGAACUGCGAAAGGAUCCUGGCUUUAGUAAAGUAGAUAUUCCUGUACUCUGGUAA